Gossypium raimondii (Peruvian cotton) is the source of this 2806-nucleotide messenger RNA. Its product is annotated as pentatricopeptide repeat-containing protein DOT4, chloroplastic. The transcript has a single exon. Gene Ontology annotation, biological process: RNA modification. The coding region runs from base 76 to 2703 and encodes 875 amino acids. NCBI's taxonomy places the organism in Eukaryota, Viridiplantae, Streptophyta, Magnoliopsida, Malvales, Malvaceae. Gene Ontology annotation, cellular component: intracellular membrane-bounded organelle. Gene Ontology annotation, molecular function: RNA binding; zinc ion binding; protein binding. The record is from RefSeq and is a predicted model, not a curated record.
GAAAAAGGCAGACCUUUAUAAACCGUUAGCUCUCAUAAAGCUUUCGCAUUUUGGAAAGAGAUUCCCUGGCUUUCCAUGGCUAAAGCGGCACCUAACUUAUGUUUCUCUCCUCUAACUCUAAACCAAAACCGUAAAGAAAACUUUUUCUCAUCUCAAAAUGGUUGCUUUAUCCAUAAACCUUCUUUAAAGACUACAUUUCUCUCUCCAAUUUUCAGGUCUUGCAUCCCUAUCCGAAUCUCAGCUACACCCACAAGAACCAUUGAUCAUCAAGUUACAGAUUAUAAUGCAAAAAUCCUUCAUUUCUGCCAAUUGGGUGAUCUUGAAAAUGCCAUGGAAUUGGUUUGCAUGUGUGAAAAGUCUGAACUUGAAACUAAAACGUACGGCUCGGUUUUACAGCUUUGUGCUGGUUUAAAAUCAUUAACGGAUGGAAAAAAAGUUCAUUCAAUCAUUAAGUCUAAUAGUGUUGGAGUCGAUGAAGCCUUGGGCUUGAAGCUUGUAUCUUUUUAUGCAACUUGUGGAGAUUUAAAAGAAGGGAGGAGAGUUUUUGAUACGAUGGAGAAAAAGAAUGUUUAUUUGUGGAAUUUCAUGGUCAGUGAGUAUGCAAAAAUUGGCGAUUUUAAGGAGAGCAUUUGUUUAUUCAAGAUAAUGGUGGAAAAGGGAAUUGAAGUGAACUCUUACACCUUUUCUUGUGUUUUGAAGUGUUUUGCUGCUCUGGGUAGUUUAAAAGAAGGCGAAUGUGUUCAUGGGUAUUUGUUAAAACUGGGUUUUGGCAGCUGUAACAGUGUGGUGAACUCCCUCAUUGCAUUUUACUUCAAGGGCAAAAGAUCUGAAAGUGCCUCUGAACUGUUUGAUAAAUUGUGUGACCGAGAUGUUAUAUCAUGGAACUCUAUGAUAAGUGGCUAUGUAUCAAAUGGUCUUACAGAGAGAGGGCUGGGGAUCUAUAAACAGAUGAUGUAUUUGGGUAUUGAUGUGGAUUUGGCUACUAUUAUUAGUGUUCUUGUCGGUUGUGCAAAAUCUGGUACUCUUUCACUAGGGAAGGCUGUUCAUUCUUUGGCAAUAAAAUCUAGUUUUGAGAGGAGAAUCAACUUUAGUAAUACUUUACUGGACAUGUAUUCAAAAUGUGGUGAUCUUGAUGGUGCCUUGAGGGUUUUUGAGAAGAUGGGUGAAAGAAAUGUCGUGUCAUGGACUUCCAUGAUAGCAGGUUACACCCGAGAUGGCUGGUCUGAUGGAGCCAUCAUAUUGCUUCAACAAAUGGAGAAGGAAGGUGUUAAACUAGAUGUGGUUGCUAUUACAAGCAUUCUACAUGCUUGUGCUAGAAGUGGUUCAUUGGAUAAUGGCAAGGAUGUACAUGAUUACAUCAAGGCAAAUAACAUGGCAUCCAAUUUGUUUGUGUGUAAUGCAUUGAUGGAUAUGUAUGCUAAAUGUGGAAGCAUGGAAGGUGCAAACUCUGUUUUUUCGACGAUGGUUGUGAAGGACAUUAUUUCUUGGAAUACCAUGGUAGGAGGUUACUCAAAGAAUUGUCUUCCCAAUGAAGCACUUAAAACGUUUGCUGCAAUGCUCAAAGAACUGAAACCUGACAGUAGAACUAUGGCAUGUAUUCUUCCUGCAUGUGCCAGCCUAUCUGCUCUAGAAAGAGGCAAAGAGAUCCAUGGUUACAUAUUGAGAAACGGGUAUUCUUCGGAUCGACAUGUGGCCAAUGCACUUGUCGACCUAUAUGUCAAGUGUGGAGUUCUAGGUCUUGCACGUUUACUUUUUGAUAUGAUUCCUUCAAAAGAUUUAGUCUCAUGGACAGUAAUGAUCGCUGGUUAUGGUAUGCAUGGGUAUGGAAAUGAAGCUAUUGCUACCUUCAACGAGAUGAGAGACGCGGGAAUCGAGCCAGAUGAAGUCUCCUUCAUAUCUAUACUGUAUGCCUGCAGCCAUUCCGGACUACUCGAGCAAGGUUGGAGAUUCUUCUACAUAAUGAAAAAUGAUUUCAACAUCGAACCCAAAUUGGAACACUAUGCCUGCAUGGUAGAUCUUCUUUCUCGAACUGGUAACCUUUCAAAGGCAUACAAAUUCAUCGAAACAUUGCCUAUUGCACCAGAUGCCACAAUCUGGGGAGCUUUGCUUUGCGGUUGCAGGAUUUACCAUGAUAUUGAAUUAGCCGAGAAAGUUGCAGAACGUGUCUUCGAGCUAGAGCCGGAAAACACAGGCUACUAUGUACUGUUAGCAAAUAUCUAUGCAGAAGCAGAAAAAUGGGAGGAAGUGAAAAGAAUGAGAGAGAAGAUAGGGAAGAAAGGCCUAAGAAAGAACCCAGGUUGCAGUUGGAUAGAGAUAAAGGGAAGAGUUAAUCUCUUUGUGAGUGGAAAUAAUAGCUCACACCCACAUUCCAAGAAAAUUGAAUCUUUGCUAAAGAAGAUGAGAAGGAAGAUGAAGGAAGAAGGCUAUUUUCCUAAAACUAAGUAUGCUUUGAUUAAUGCAGAUGAGAUGCAAAAAGAAAUGGCUCUUUGUGGUCACAGUGAGAAAUUAGCCAUGGCUUUUGGGUUAUUAACCUUACCACCUCGAAAAACAAUACGGGUUACCAAGAAUCUCCGAGUAUGCGGUGAUUGUCAUGAAAUGGCCAAGUUCAUGUCCAAGGAAACCAGAAGAGAAAUCGUGCUGAGAGAUUCGAAUCGGUUUCACCAUUUUAAGGAUGGAUAUUGUUCUUGCAGAGGCUUCUGGUGACUAGGCUGUAGAUUAACAAGUAUGUUUUUUUUUUAAUCCCGAAUUCUUAUGUCAACGAAGAUUUAAGCAUCGUAAACAAUUAGCCAGUACGAUGUUAAGCUUA